AUGCGCCCCGGCAAGCGUACUCUCGAGGAGCUGGCCAACAAGUCAGACUCUGACGAUGCCGACUACAGUGACCACCCUGCCCCUCGCCGCUCCAAGAAACCUACCUCCCGCAAGAAGCCCGCUGGUCGCGCCGGCCGCCCCAAGAAGCGACGCCGCCGCGACUCCGACGACAUCGUGUCCGAUGAUCUCGAUGACCUUGAUGACGAUAUGUCCUUCGAUGAACUUGAUUCCGAAUCAGACGACCCCAAUGUACCUCGUAAUGCUCGAGGCACUGCGCGUCGUCGCACCACUACCCUCUCUCAACCGAAAUACGAAGAACGCUCUGACGAAGAGGAAUUCUCAGGCGACAACGAAGAAGAAGAUGACGAUAAAAUGAAUGUCGAUUCUUCUCCCUUGGCCAGCAAGGCCAGCAAGGUCGUGACCCUAAAGCUCGAACCCGAGAUUCUUUCACAAUUCCCUGUUACUCGACGAGUAACCCGCGCCACUCGUGAUGCCUCUGAGGACAUUGUUGCCCUGACCAAUUCCGGUCGGCAUAUGGAAUAUGUCGAGCGCGGCACUGUCAGUCCAGCUCAGGAGCAAGUGCGCCGCAACUCGCGCAAAUCCUCCAAGCAGCCAGUCCUCAGCGAGAUACUGGAAAGCGCUCCCCAGAGCAUGGUCAGUGAGGAGGGCGUCGUCCCUGAAUCCGAGAAUGGUGAUGCCAAGGCCCAGAACAACGAGCAUGGCGAGGAAGACGACGAUGAUGAUGAGGCUCCUACCACCCGUCAACGAAACAGGUCGGCUAGAGACCAGCCUGUCGUUGAAGAGGAGGAAGAAGUCGUGGAAGAAGUUACUCAAGUCGAGGAACCGCGUUCGUCCCCAUCCACCAGUCGCAAGCGACCCGCACGGGCACGAAGCUUCCAGCGCAAGACCGAAGAGAGUGACUUCGAACCCGACGAAGAUGCCUCGAACGACGAUUCUUCAUCCCCAACUCCGCAGUCUGCUCGGUCUGCUCGUUCACGCAAGAGUCAGUCAGAAGCUGAAACUAGUACGACUAGUCGGCGUCCCGGUUUGCGCGCGCGGCCUUCCCGAGCCCAUUCCGAAGUUCUUGAAGAUGAGGCAGAUGAAAUCGCCGAAGAGCUCCAGGAGCUGCGUCCUGGCCGCAACCUCCGUCGUCGCUUGAACACACAAGUUGUUCGCGAGGAAAGAUCGCGUCGGAACCGCCCAGAGGUCGAUUAUCGCCUCAUUCGCCCCGACAUGAACCUCAAUACGGAUGAUGCUGAAGCAGACAUCAUCAUGGAAUCUCCCUCUCGUCGUGGACGUGGUGCUGCCAAUCAGCGUUCUCUUCUUCCGACAUAUGGUCCUUUUGGUGGUGCAGGCGCCGCAAUAUUGGGACGUCCCGGGCUCCUCGGUGCACAUGGGGAGGACAUCGACAGCGACAGCAGCGAUGAUGAAGACCCCCAGCCUUAUCAGACCCAGGGCAUUCCAGGAAUUACUCCUUCAAGCCUCCUUGCCCAACCGGGUGCAGGUGCAGGUUCAAAGAAGGCUCCCAAGACCAACACUGGCUUGGUUAGAGACCAGCAAGCUUUGGCCGAUGCGGAUCCUCUUGGUGUUGACUUGACCGUCAAUUUCGACGGUGUUGGUGGCCUGGAAGGUCACGUCAACCAGUUGAAGGAGAUGGUCUCACUUCCACUGAUGUACCCUGAGAUUUUCCAACGACUCAACAUCACUCCCCCUCGAGGCGUGCUGUUCCACGGACCGCCUGGCACGGGUAAGACACUUCUGGCUCGGGCGUUGGCUAACAGCCUCAGUUCCGAAAACCGGAAAGUCUCGUUCUAUAUGCGGAAGGGAAGCGAUGUUCUGAGCAAGUGGGCAGGAGAAGCUGAGCGUCAGCUUCGAGUUCUUUUUGAGGAAGCCCGCAAGACGCAGCCUAGUAUCAUCUUCUUUGAUGAAAUUGAUGGUUUAGCACCCGUUCGUUCGGCCAAGUCGGACAGUUCAUCGGCUGCAUCAAUCGUUUCGACUCUGCUGGCAUUGAUGGACGGUAUGGAUGGCCGUGGCCAGGUUAUUUUGAUCGGUGCAACCAAUCGACCCGACCAUGUUGACCCUGCCCUUCGUCGCCCGGGCCGCUUCGACCGUGAAUUCUACUUCCCACUGCCCAAUCUCGAGGCUCGACGUGCUAUCAUCGAAAUCCACACCAAGGGCUGGGACCCUGAGCUUCCGAGCAAUGUCAAAGCUGAUCUGGCCGCAAUGACUAAGGGAUAUGGUGGUGCCGACUUGCGGGCGCUCUGUACCGAGGCCGCUUUGAACGCCGUUCAACGGCGCUACCCUCAAAUCUACAAGUCCGACAAGAAGCUUAUCAUCGAUCCAAAGACGAUCGAGGUCAUUCCCAAGGACCUUUUGAUUGCGGCAAAGAACAUUGUGCCUUCUUCCCAACGAUCAGCCUCUUCGGGAGCAGCUGCGUUGCCUGAGAACGUUGAGCCUCUUCUCCGGAAGUCACUGGCACAGAUCAAAGCUUCGCUGAAGGAGAUCUUGCCCCAGCGCAAGCGUCUCACUGCCCUCGAAGAAGCUCAGUAUGAAGAGCCGGCAGAUGGGAAUGAAAUCCGUCGGGAGAAGAUGAUGGAAGAAUUUGAUCGUGCGCGCGUCUUCAGGCCGAGAUUCCUUGUGCGCGGCGCUCGCGGAAUGGGCCAGGGCCACCUGACGGCCGCAAUCCUACACCAAUUUGAGGGACUGAACGUCCAGUCUUUCGAUCUACCGACACUCCUCGGCGAUCCCUUUGGAUCUCCCGCCGCCACCAUCUCUCACUUGUUCACUGAGGCCAAAAGGAACAAGCCCAGUGUCAUCAUCAUCCCGGACAUUAAUUCCUGGGCCGAGAAUCUCCCCCCUUCCGCCAUUUCCAUGCUCGCGCAAUUAAUGCGCCAACUCCCACCCUCCGAUCCUAUUUUGUUGCUUGGCGUCUUGGAGUCGACAGAAGAAGAUGUCGACAACGCAAUCCUCAAGGAAUUGUUCGGCUCCUCGAAGAAGAACGUGAUCUAUCUCACAGAACCUGAUCAGAACGAACGACAUGAGUUCUUCAACAAGCUGAUCGAAUACAUCAAGACUCCUCCUUCGGGCUUCCCUGAUCCUGAUAAUCGCAAGCUGCGCAAAUUGGAGGAACUUGAGGUAGCCCCACCACCGGCACCCAAGCCAGAGGCGCAAUUGACCAAGCAGGAGCUUAAGACCCAGAACAAACGGGAUCGGUACAUGCUCAAUCUCUUGAAGGUCAGGAUCCAGCCCGUCAUGGAUUACAUCAAAUCCAGGUAUAAGAGACUCCGGCUACCUGUGAUUGAUGAAUCAAAACUUGCAUACCUGUGGGAAGAUGCGAACCCGGAUAUCGUCACCAGUGACAUUCCCCAAGAAGAUGCACACAUCCAUCGGCCUUAUGAGAUCGCCGAAGACAAAAACGGCGUCACUGGUCUUCGCGAGGUGCUUACUGGAAAGUUCUUCUACAACAUGGACACCACCACCAUUGAGAAGCGCCUGGUGAAUGGCUAUUACAAACGCCCUUGCGACUUCCUGUCAGACAUCAAGAAACUCCAGAAGGAUGCCCGGCAGACCGACGACCUCGACCGACAACAAAAGAUCAGCGAACUGAUCCCCAAUGUCGAGGUUGACAUGGCCACCAUUGAGCAAGAGUACCCGGAUAUCGUGGUAGACUGUGAGAACAUCUACCAGCGGCAUCUGGCCCGUGUGAAGCAGGCCAUGGAAAAGGCAAAGGUUGAUGGCGAGAAGGGGAAGGCCGCCGAGGACAAUGAUCCCGGCAACGGCUCCGAUGAGGAUGAGGAUGGAGAUGGGGACGUGUACAUGAGCCACGAGGAAAACCCUGGCUCCAGGGAGACUCAGCAGAGCUCCUUCGGCCCCUCUGCGCAGCCGAAACCUGCGUACUCCAACACCGCUCCCUCCCAGCAACUUCGCCGGGAGUCUGGUCUGUCGAGCUUCUCCCAGAAGGGGCCAAUGACCCCCAUGGCCCCGGGAACGCAACCGGCAGACUACACAAAUGAGGCGUCCACCACCCAGACGACCUCAUAUAAGAAGUCGACGGAGCAAAGCUCCCACCAGACAAAUGCGAGUCGGCAGGGAGAUACCCUGACCGCAUCUCCCAGGAAGACCACCUUCCUGAUACUCAGGGCGGCAGCCAAUCCUCCCCCCCUCCCGGCCCGCCCUCAACCUCCUCUUUUUGCCGCCCCUCCCCCGCCCUCUCUGGAUGGCCCCUCGGCCUCCUCGGUGACCGUAGACCACGAGCGCGUGGAGCAGCUCCAUGCCCAGCUGACUCUGCGGACAAGCGGCCUGUCCGUGGAGCAGCUGGAGCAGAUUAGCUCCACCCUCAUGGCCUGCGUUUGGCAGAUGCGGUCUGAAAAUGACCGCACUGUCGUCGCUGAGGGGAUCUCCAAGGCCUUUGAUGUGGCCUUGGAGGACAUCCAGGAGGGUCGGGAGGAGGGGUUGACCUCCUAG
Molecule: messenger RNA, 4464 nt
Organism: Penicillium argentinense
Lineage: Eukaryota; Fungi; Ascomycota; Eurotiomycetes; Eurotiales; Aspergillaceae
Product: chromatin segregase YTA7
Exons: 3
Coding region: 1-4464 (1487 amino acids)
Biological process (GO): positive regulation of transcription by RNA polymerase II
Cellular component (GO): nucleus
Molecular function (GO): histone binding; ATP hydrolysis activity; ATP binding
Source: RefSeq, a predicted model, not a curated record